AUGCAUAAUGGGCUGCCAGUUCACGACUCAACAGAAGAAGCUACUGAGGAUUUUAGUACGACCACAAACAAUCUCGAGGAGGUGAUUCGACACGAGCAACGGCCCUGGUGGUUUAAAGAUGGAAUCAAAGAUAUCGCUUUCUAUCUUCGAUCGCACAAAUUCAACGAAUACGACCGACGAUAUCAAACUGAUGCCAAAACUGCACCCAGAGCCAAUUAUAAAAGUUUCCCCAAACCACCACUUAGGAGCCUACACUGGGAAGUGAACAAGUAUUGCGACAGGUCGUUCUUGCAAUGCGUGGACUAUCUCAGGAAAAAAGUGCGAAUGACAUCGUUGAAGAGGGAAGACGACAGUGCCGUGGUGAUUCAGGAGCAACGAUGGGAGAGGGUCAAAAACGCAGAACAGAUCGGCCAAAUAGAAUUCGAAUGCAAGAAAUUGAGAGAUGCUGACGACCACUACGCCAGGCCAUUUGAAGGGCCCUUAGAAAGGUUUCAGUGGCGCACAACAGCGAGCUAUUACAUGUGUUGGUACACAAUGAAUGAAGUCCCAGACUUGGAGCAUAUAGGAGAAAGAUGUGAUAAUUUCGCGUAUUGUUUGGAUAUCAGUUUUGGACCGACGAACGAGGAUCCAAGGGCUGACGACAGCAUACCUUUUGCCUGCGCCCUAUAUAGCUUCUGUCCGGACCCCUGCUGCGCUAACAAGCACGUAACUAGCCCGGAGACCUGCUGGAACAGUCUAGAAAAUAAUCCGUGCUACGGGGAAAGUCCGCCAGACCAGCGCGAAUGCACCUUUAACAGGACAAGGAACAAGGAGUUCACAGAUAUAAUCCUGAAUCGUUGGAAUGUCUCCUGCAAAUGUCCAAAGGCCGGAUACGAAUGGAGUUCCCGCUAUGGAAUUUGUGUCGAUAUAGACGAAUGCGCAUUAGAAGACGGGAACUUUUGCACCGGGGAAGGAGAAGGAUGCUUAAACUUGCCUGGUAGCUAUAGGUGUAUUUGUCAGUGGGGAUACGUCUACGACGACACGCGAAACGAAUGCGUGGUGAACGAGGCAGUGUCCGUCAUUAAACUACACGGCACACGGAACGUAACUAAAGCAGGCCGCAAGGGAUUCAGAUGGUUCAUGUCCAAAGUCCUGAAAUUAUUUGCGAGAUCCAGCGCAGGGAUUAGUAUCCUCGAUUCGAGUCAAUCGAUUUACUUAAACUUGAUUUACUUCGUGUUUGUCCAACGAUGUCUUUGGAGGACGAUAGUUUAGUAAAAUGUCCUUUGAUACAGUGACUCACAGCUUAAAUGAUGUAUCUUUAUUUAUUUG
Molecule: messenger RNA, 1308 nt
Organism: Cylas formicarius (sweet potato weevil)
Lineage: Eukaryota; Metazoa; Arthropoda; Insecta; Coleoptera; Brentidae
Exons: 6
Coding region: 1-1251 (416 amino acids)
Molecular function (GO): calcium ion binding
Source: RefSeq, a predicted model, not a curated record